AACCCGGCGGCAGGCAGCGCGCCCACGUCCGGGUCGCUCGUGCCGGUGCCAAGUCAAUGAACGCCCGCGGCGGCGGCGACGGCUGCGGCCCCGACUUCACCGCAAUCAGCGGCGGCAGUACCAGGACGUUUUAAUGCCCGACAUCAGGUGGGCCAUCAGCUUGACUCGCUCACAGACCUACUCGCUCACUCAAACCCAUUGACUCAGGAUCUCACUCACCUACCUACCCACCUACACACCUAUCCACCCACCCACCUACCCACCUUACCGAUUCACCCAAAUCAUCUAACCACUCGUCAACCCACAAUCCACCCAUGGAGGCGGCCGUAUACGCGCACGGCGUGGAGGUGGCGGCGAGGCUCCAGGCGGCCGUGCGGGGCCCCACGGGAGCCGCUGUGGAGGCCGAGGAGGGAGCCGGGCCCCUGGUGCGUCUCCUGCUGCUGGCGAGCGACCUCGGGGACCCACGAACUGCGCACCUGCUGCUCAUGCCGCUUGCACAUGGCCUCUCCCCACGCCUGGGCCGCGCCGUGCUCUGGGUGGCUCUGAUGGCAGAGUGGCUCAACCUGGUGCUCAAAUGGCUGCUGUUUGGUGAGCGGCCUUACUGGUGGGUCCUUCAGUCUGGUUUGAACUCCACCGGCAUCUUGCAGUUGGAACAGUUCCCCAACACCUGUGAAACUGGACCAGGCAGCCCAUCAGGCCAUGUCAUGGUGUCGGCCGCAGCGUGGGUGGUGCUGGCUUCGUGGACGUCUGCCCGCCUUCGCUCCAUUACCAACAAGUGGGUGGCCUGGGCCUUGUCAUACGGGACACUGCUGGCAUUGCUGUCCGCUGUUGGGGUGUCCCGCAUCUACAUCCUCGCUCACUUCCCACACCAGGUGCUGGGCGGAACGCUCGCAGGAUUAUUUCUGGGUCAGGUCCUCGGUAGAUAUUUGCCCAAAACACAGCGGCUACUUCCCUACGUAGCUUGGUCUCUCAGCCUUUUAGGCAUUGCCUUCGCCAUGUUCUACGGAAUGCAGUUCCUGGGAUUCAACAUGAACUGGUCGGUGCAGCUGGCGGAGCGGUGGUGCAUGCGGCGCGAGUGGGUACGGCUCGACACCACGCCGCUCGCCUCUCUCAUGCGUGACUCGGGUGCGUGCCUGGGCCUGGGCCUGGCGGCGUGGCCCGGCGCCGUCCCCGCCCCCGGCUCGUGCCGCAGCCGUCUCGCCUGCGCCGCGGCCUCGCUGGGCAUCUUGCACGCGGCCGAGUGGGUCCGGCUGCCGGGCGCCUCGCCCGCCAUCUUCUACCUGCUGUGCUUUGCGAAGAGCACGCUGGUGCCUAUAAUCGCGAUGCUGGCCGUGCCGCUUGCCGUGCGUUUCGCUUCUGGGAGCGGGAAGGCCCUCAAGCGUAACUAGGAUGCAAGCCUAUUGGCCUUUGACAAAUCACAUCAUGCAACUUUUUACCACCGAUAUAACAUGUAUUAUUGCAAGGCAGGCUGACUGCUCCUUAUGCCCUGCACUGGUCGUAACUACCGUAUUUUCCCGCAUAUAGCCCUCAUACACAUAUAACCCGCAGACGCAUAUAACCCGCAGACGCAUAUACCCCGCAAAAAUAACGUUUUAUGUAAAACAAAAUUUAGAUAGCCCGCACCUCCAUAUACCCCGCAUGCAUUCAUAUAUUUAACGUCGUUACCGCAGCUUAACUCCAUCAUAUUAAUUUGUAAUACAUUCCACUAUCAAUUGUUAAAAUUUUAAUCAUAACGUGCACAAAGAAAACAAACCAACCGGAAACGAGUGAACUUAAAACAGUAAAUAAGUAACAAAAGUAAAUAUCCAAUAAAUAAGUAACACGUAACUUGGUAGAUACGUAAGUACAGUUUUAGCACUGGUAGAUUGCGCACUGCGCAGACAAUAGCGGCACUACGGUAACGCCGUUGCCUCGCCCCCACCCCCACCUCUCCUCCCAGCUCUCCCGUCGCCAGUAAACAAUGCGCGCGCACUUCAAACAUUGUCGUUUAAUUGUACAAACAAUUUAAAACGUGAUAACAUGUGCAAUUUUAGUGUGAGUGGUUUAUUCAGCAGUGCUUUAGUCAAAGGUAAGUGUUGCAUAGUGGAUAUUCCUACCAUGAAACAAUUUAACGAGUUAUGACAUGUCACACGUGUAAAAUAUUUUUGGGAUAGCCUGCACCUCCAUAUACCCCACAGUGUCUUGUUUUGUUUGUAAAAAGUGGUCUACCCCGCGGGUUAUAUGGCAGAAAAUACGGUAAUUGCAUCUUAUUUUUAUCUUCUCUGUCUCUUCUCAGCGAAUUUCCAAACCAUUUACAUCUUGCCUACUUCACCUUCAGAAUAUUUGUAACCCCUGCUAAGACUCUAAAUUCUUAACUCCUCAUUUCCCUUGAGGUAUUCCCAACUUCAAUCUCAGCAUCCUCAUCUCUGCCCUUUCAAGCCCUCAUCUUUCUUAUGCCAUCCUCGGUGCCCACAUCUCUGCACCAUAAUAACAACACUGGACCUUUAUAUCAUGAUGAACUUGAAAUAUAAUAUUUAAAAGUGUAAACCGAUUGCAGCUUGAAUAAUUGCUGUGCACUUUAUAAGUGUUGUUUUGAUGUACAUCACAUUUAACAAAUUGUACCUUUUAUUACAUUCAUCGUGAAUUUGAAAAAUAUACAUUUGCUUUUAGGUGAUCAAACAAUUUGACAAUCAUAUAUUAAAAGUUAAUGCAGAUGA
Molecule: messenger RNA, 2696 nt
Organism: Lethenteron reissneri (Far Eastern brook lamprey)
Lineage: Eukaryota; Metazoa; Chordata; Hyperoartia; Petromyzontiformes; Petromyzontidae
Gene: G6PC3
Product: glucose-6-phosphatase catalytic subunit 3
Biological process (GO): gluconeogenesis; glucose 6-phosphate metabolic process
Cellular component (GO): membrane
Molecular function (GO): glucose-6-phosphatase activity
Source: RefSeq, a predicted model, not a curated record